AUGACCAAAAAAAAUCUUGGCCCUUGUUCAGUUCGUAAUUGCCAAAUAAAUCCAAAGCAAUAUUGUGAAAUUACUGAUAAUGCAUUCAGAAAAGCAAAAGAAAAAGGCACAUUUAGUCAGUAUAAUUAUUUAGAAAUCAGAAAGCAACUAUGUUAUCCGCAUUAUCUUGAAAUCAUCGAACCCAAUCAUCAUAAUGUAAAAAAAUCACCAACUAAUAAUUUACAAGAUAGUGUCGUUAGAAAGCCAUUAUCAUUUGGUGAUAAAAUUACUUUAAUGACUAAAAUAUUAUAUAACAAACAAAGAAAAGAAAAUCAAAUACUUGAAUUGGACCCAACUUAUUUUCAAACAAUGCUUGAGAGUGCUGAGCCGUUAUUAGAAGGAUUUUUUGACGAAUUAUGCAAUGCAUUUAUUUCAGAAAGAUGGUCUGCAUAUAAUAAAAAGGAGGACAAAAAAAAAGUAGUUAAUAUUUGCUAUUCAAUAGUGGCAAUGCGCAAUAGGCUUGUAAAUAAUUAUCCUUUGGAAAUUGGGUUAUAUCUUGCAGCAUCGGGUGCAUCAUGCGAUGCUAUUGAUACAAUGCAUUGA
Molecule: messenger RNA, 582 nt
Organism: Cetraspora pellucida
Lineage: Eukaryota; Fungi; Glomeromycota; Glomeromycetes; Diversisporales; Gigasporaceae
Source: the annotation of a GenBank genome assembly